GGGCCCUAGCAUGGGUAUAAAUGGCACGCUGAGCCUCCAUGGGCAGACUGCAGGCGUUCUUGACUUUCUUGGGCUAUGAAUAAGGAGCCUAAAGUGAUAAGGUUGGGCUCAAGAAAGAUCCAGCAGCUGGCACUGCUGCGGAGGGGUAGUAAGUCAAAAGAAGCGGCACAACAACACGUGGGAACUGAACGCCAUUUCGUUCUCUACUCGCUGCGGCUUUCUGCACGACAUCUGAAAGGGCAAAAUCCAAUAGACGCUCACGUCAAGGCUGGCCAUUUCUCCUGUAGGCAGUUCGUGUCGGCUGCAGCUCCCACGUUUCCAGUACAGCGGGACCCGAUACGCUCUCCACAACCAGGGACACUACUGCUGAUCACAGAUAGCAUGAGACGUUCCCCGGGAACUGGCUACGGCUCAGCUACUGGGUCACUCAUCAAUUUCUAUGCAGCAAGGGCUUGUCUGCCGUAUCCUUGGCGACAACCUGACGACAUCGUCAUCUACAUUCAUAGUACCCUUCUUCUGAUUGCAUUCAACAAUUCAAAGCAGCCUCGAGGAAUCUUUCAGCCCGUCGGCAACCUAGAACACAUCGAAAGCACCAGGUAUAGCCUUGGCCUCGAUGCUAAAAACGCCAGUCACGAAAGGGGCAAGAGGUGUAACUUGAAAAGCACGACACCCGUGGGGACAGUUCACGGCAGAGCCGCAUUGAAGGGCUGGGUAGCCCCGCUAGUGGUGGAAACCUCGCAGGGAGCGGGAAGCUUGGGAACUACGAUCUACAUAUCGCCACUCUCACUGGGGGAUAGACCGCCCGAAGCAUCAGAUGACGCUCUCCCGAAUGGUGUUAUCGCACGCAGGAGGCUUGGAAAGGUUCAUGCGGAUGUGGAGACGGCACGUUUGCGGCGUAGGGCAAUGCAGGUUAAGCGAUACAGCUUCGAUAGCAGUGCUGGGAUUGAUGAAGCAGGGUUGAUCUGCGCAUCGGGGCAUGGAGCUGCUCUUGGGACGUUGCCGGCUUUAAUUGCACAUGCGAAAAGGAACUAUCUGCGUGGGCAACAUUUCCAGCACGACUUGUAUCUAUGGAUCCCAGCAGGAAGUGCUGGGUCCGGCUGCAGGGCAUGGCAUGUGUUGCUCGAGCCCGGCAGCCAGGACGAGCGGAAGACAGGUUGGGAUGGGCAUGCUACGGCACCUGCAGCAGCAUAG
Molecule: messenger RNA, 1191 nt
Organism: Mytilinidion resinicola
Lineage: Eukaryota; Fungi; Ascomycota; Dothideomycetes; Mytilinidiales; Mytilinidiaceae
Exons: 3
Coding region: 76-1191 (371 amino acids)
Source: RefSeq, a predicted model, not a curated record